AUGUCCACAGAGCAGCAUCCGGGGGCGUCAGAGUGCUUCGAUAUUCAUGAUGUACAUGAAGUGAACGAUAACUUCACUGAGCAGUGUCUGGAUUCAGAUGUUAAGAAUAAUGUCUACGAUAUCUCUCCAUCCUUGAUGAGGCUAGCCUCUACACCUGAUCCAACAAACGACUUCUCGGCUUCAUUUCCUUCCACCGAGCCAUUUGCUGACUACCUGAACACUCCAUCUGUGCAAGGUUCGUGGAGCAGUCAAAAUGAGUUCCAGAAUGAUGUUCUACCGGCCACUAUAUCGAGAGACUCUUCGUGGGCCUCAGCACCCAACUUAGACACUAUCGGCCCAUGUACAGCUUUCGACCCUGCUCAAACAACAGACACCGUACCCAGUUUCCCAGUGACUCUUUCCCAAGCUCUACAUACUCCCCCUAGCAGAAGGACUUUGCCUCGUCGGAGGAGUCGAUAUCAUAUCUCCCGGUCAGAGCAGAAAGCGACUCCGACUUAUACUCCCAUGUCAUCUUUCCUAGAUCCGAUGCAGCGAUGGCAGGAAUCUCCACCAGAGGAUGAGCCAGCAUCCCUGACCGCGAUCAUGAAUGCAAUGGGUGAUAUUCCAUCAAGUUCAAGUGCCAGUCCACAAGACCAUGGUAGAUUGGCGAACACAUUUCAGCAUCACUGUCGGGCCCCGUCGACUACCAGCGCCGAAUCAAGCCCGUCCUCCACUGACUCGGCUUGGUCAUCAACAGGUGGCUCGACAUCUCGAUAUGGUCGAAACCGACGAUCUCGCGUAACCAAAAACAAGGCAAAUGAUGGCAAGCCCCGCAUCUUCUGUUGCACGUUCUGCUGCGACCGCUUCAGAACACGAUACGAAUGGGUCCGCCACGAAAUGACCCUCCACCUAAAUCUAGAAACCUGGUACUGCGCGCCCCUCGGCCCGUCAGUCUUCUCCCCAGUCACAGGAAGACAACACUGCGCAUACUGCAACGCACUGGACCCAUCACAGGCUCAUCUGACCGAGCACAAAUACGACGCUUGCCAAACACUAUCAAAAGAACUCCGCUCCUUCAAUCGCAAAGACCAUCUCGUCCAACACCUCCGCCACUUCCACCACGUCCAAACAAUCCCGCUCAUCGACGACUGGAAAAUCGAAACGAAGAAUAUAACGUCGCGAUGUGGAUUCUGCUCCGAGACCAUGAACAAUUGGGGCGAGCGAACAGAUCAUCUCGCGAAGCAUUUCAAGCGCGGAUAUACAAUGAAAGAUUGGAAAGGAGAACACGAAUUCCCACCAUCCAUCACAGCGCAUUUGAAAAAUGCAUACCCGCCAUACCUCCUCGGAUGGGAAUCCGAGAGUAUAGUUCCUUUCUCUGCAACCAGCACGGAUGUCCGUCAUCAAUACGCGCAGGUUUCUUCAAGGGUGUUCGCUGCCGAGAGGAAAGAGGCUGGAACUAAGGGCAUUGUAUUUCCAGAUCCAAAUAAGUCGGAGUUUGAUAACUUUUUGAAUGUCUUUACCCGGCACCUGGGUCGGUAUGCUCGAGGGCAGAUGGAGCUUGGGGUUAUUCCGACCGACGAGAUGUUCCAGAAAGAGUCGAGAAGGGUGCUUUUCGAUGGUGAGGAUGCUUGGGAUCAAACUAUUGCUGAUAACCCGGACUGGUUGUCUGCGUUUCGACGGCUACAUUGUGGACCGGUUCAUGACAGCGGAUGA
Penicillium cinerascens is the source of this 1692-nucleotide messenger RNA. RefSeq lists its product as uncharacterized. The record is from RefSeq and is a predicted model, not a curated record. The coding region runs from base 1 to 1692 and encodes 563 amino acids. The transcript has 2 exons. NCBI's taxonomy places the organism in Eukaryota, Fungi, Ascomycota, Eurotiomycetes, Eurotiales, Aspergillaceae.